Messenger RNA from Cyanistes caeruleus (blue tit), 583 nucleotides. NCBI's taxonomy places the organism in Eukaryota, Metazoa, Chordata, Aves, Passeriformes, Paridae. The record is from RefSeq and is a predicted model, not a curated record.
GAGGUCCUGAAGCACCUCCAGGGCAAGCUGGAGCAGGAGGCCCGAGUCAUGGUGUCCUCGGGGCAGACGGAGGUGCUGGACCAGCUCAAAGCCCUGCAGAUGGACAUCACCAGCCUCUACAACCUCAAGUUCGCCCCGGAGGUGAUGAGCACGGGGCGCGGCGCCGAGGAGAGCCCGCCGGCCCCCGCCUCGCACCGGGACGGCCCCGGGGAGCUGGGCAGGGCCACCUUCCGCAUGCUGGAGGAGCUGGACCGCGAGAGGUGUUUCCUGCUGGGGGAGAUCGAGAAGGAGGAGAAGGAGAAGGUCUGGUACUACUCGCAGCUGCAGAGCCUGGCCACGCGGCUGGACGAGCUGCCCCACGUGGAGACGUUCUCCAUGCAGAUGGAUCUGAUCCGGCAGCAGCUGCAGUUCGAGGCGCAGCACAUCCGCUCGCUGAUGGAGGAACGCUUCGGGACGGCCGAUGAGAUGGUGCAGCGGGCUCAGAUCCGGGCAUCCCGGCUGGAGCAGAUCGACAAGGAGCUGAUGGAGGCGCAGGACAAGGCGCAGCAGCCGGAGCCGCAGGUAGCGGGGCCGGGGUGUCCCU